Hyaloscypha bicolor E is the source of this 4461-nucleotide messenger RNA. RefSeq names its product DEAD helicases superfamily protein-like protein. The record is from RefSeq and is a predicted model, not a curated record. Gene Ontology annotation, molecular function: mRNA binding; helicase activity. NCBI's taxonomy places the organism in Eukaryota, Fungi, Ascomycota, Leotiomycetes, Helotiales, Hyaloscyphaceae. The coding region runs from base 12 to 4280 and encodes 1422 amino acids. The transcript has 6 exons. Gene Ontology annotation, biological process: mRNA splicing, via spliceosome. Gene Ontology annotation, cellular component: catalytic step 2 spliceosome.
CAACAACAACGAUGGCGCCCAGAACGAGAAAUAAGGAGGAGUCUCGACGGGAGGUGAUUGAUGAGAGACCAACAGUUGCUGACUUGGAGGGUGAAAGCUCGUUUGCAACCUUAGCCCGGAAGCUGUGGCUGAACAAAAAGACUGCGAAGGUCAAGGUCAGGCACGACAUGUUGAAGACUGAAAUAUGGGAUGUGCUAGAGAAGGAGGACUUUCCGUUCAGGUCGCUCUUGGUUCUAGAGAAUUUGCAGAUCCUCGAGAGCUACCUUUGGCCAGGAUAUUCCGAAGACUCGUCCAACUUUCAAGUCUUGCUCAUUGUCUUAAUUUUGAAUGUCAAGACUCGUGAACAUCUGUUGACAUGGGACAUCUUCACAGACAACCCGGCCGAAUUCUCCACCUUAUUUCGAAGAAUACUUUCCAUGACUUUAGACACCUCUCUGAGUGCGACUAUCCGAACCCACUUGCUUUCUUUUAUAAUUAGCGCCUUCCAGUCUCUCGACAGUGGGAUUGUCCGCAAAGAAUGUGCUCCAUUGGUAUCGAUUUCAAUAUGGCACAAUAUCUCCAGCGAAAAGAAGAGGGAGCGCAAGCUCGACCAGAGUGUUCAAUUGAGGAAGGCUUGGAGAGCAGCAGCGAAACGUUAUGAUGCGGCUGACGAGCCUACGAAGCCCCGGCUCCGGUUUGAACGCUCGUGGCUCUUUACCCUACUCCUCGACUUCUUCAACCAACUGUAUAACGAGAAGAGCAAAGCAGAAAAUAUUAGGUAUUGUGAGCGCUUCAUUGAGUUUUUAUCAGAUCUCCAGAGCCAGUUGCCAACAAGGAGAUAUGUCAACACACUUCUCCAGGACUUGAACACUCUUCCUGCAAUCCGAAUGUCGCCCACCUUUAAUGAUGAGGACAAUGGGCUUUUGCGGGACUUGUAUACCUUGCUCAAGCAUUAUACAUACUUUUCCAUCGAUGAUCAUACUGGCAUCCAGCACAGUCGCACUGAGGCUUACGAAAAACAUUGCGCCAUUCUUGCCUCGUUGCAACGGACAGCCUUGAAGCAUUUCAAAGACAAGUUAACCAUUUUGGCAUUAUCGAAUUACGGAUCAAUUGACAAGCGGGCUGAGCUUGAAGGACAUCUCGAGUCUCUAACAUCUGACGAGGUUACCCAGCUUUGUGACCUUCUCGAAUUCCGUACCUCUUAUCCUGCUUCCACCCAAGUGGUAACAGAUCGAAAAUUUCUCACCGAGGUUUUAUUGUCAGAGCAUGAGAAGCGCAAGACUUUUCAAGAGACAGCGCGUAAUCUCAGCGUCUUACCAACAGAACUCACCCUCUUCGAGCCGACAUUGUUGAGGAACGACAACUACAACGGAUCACAGCCUCUCGCCAUUCCCAAGUUAAAUCUGCAAUACCUCACAGUUGGAGAUUUUCUGUGGAGGUCUUUCAUCCUCCAUCGCUGCGAAUCGUUUUACGAGAUCAGAAAGCACAUUGAAGAUGUCAUAAAACGUAUGCAGCCAGCUACGAGCCCUACUGGCCAGACGUCCUUUAGGGGGUUCUCUAGGAUGGCGCUUCCCAUCCCAAAGCCUGCAAUUUUAGAAGUAGUUCCACCCUCAGUCGGCGACGAGAAACCGUCCGCUGUCCGAGCUGAGAUAACUUUGGAUGUCAGUCGCCUUGCGGACAAUAUACUCCGAGAAUGGGAAUCACUUCGACCUGAUGAUGUAGUUUUCUUAUUGGCAGUCCAAGGUCCCGACGAUUUAAGGAUGAUCACGAAUGGUCGUUCUUCACCAUCUGACGCGCAAAAGCUGGGCCUGAAAUAUGUUCGAGCGGCCGAGAUUACCCAAGUGCUGGACGAUAAAGGACGCUCACUUCGGGACCAAGGUGGGCAGAAUAGCCAUAGUCGCCCACGGGUUCGCAGACUACAGGUGAAGCUUGAUGCACUUGCAUACAAAGCAGAUAUGGACAGGGUAGCGAGCGGCAAACUUGACAUCUAUGAGAGUAUGAAUGUGGUCGUACGCAGAAGAGGAAGGGAGAACAACUUCAAGCCAAUUCUGGAAUCGAUCCGAAGUUUGACAUUGUCAGACGUGCCUUUGGCAUCUUGGUUGCAUGAGGUAUUCCUUGGAUAUGGAGACCCGGCGGGAGCAACAUACACCCAUCUAGUCAACCAAAUCAAGAAGGUUGAUUUUCGAGACACAUUUCUCGACUGGCAACAUCUAAUCGAAAGCUUGCCAGGAAAAAUUGUAGAGCCAAGCGACGAUAUGGAUGGUAGUUUCGGUCCUCCGUAUGUCCUUGAGGCUGCACCGAAAGUGGCCGAAACUGUGUCAGCGAAACCAUCGAAGAAGAGACGCCGGGAUGCCGAGCCAGUUCCGCAGGUUCAACCGGAAGCCAUUCGAGUUUCUACAUACAAACCUGGGAGUACUGGGCCUUAUCCUAUGGAUGCUCCAAAGCUAAACCAGGUACGGUUCACACCUGCUCAGGUUGAUGCGAUUGUGUCUGGUACACAACCAGGACUCACGGUCAUUGUGGGACCUCCUGGAACAGGAAAAACGGACGUGGCAACCCAAAUCAUCAACAACAUAUAUCACAACUACCCAGAUCAACGGACACUUCUAAUCGCUCACAGCAACCAAGCCCUCAAUCAACUGUUUCAAAAGAUCGUUGCAUUAGACAUUGAUGAACGACAUCUACUGCGACUUGGGCACGGCGAAGAAGAGCUGGAUACGGAAGCCAACUUUAGCAAGCAUGGAAGAGUCGAAUCUUUUCUCGAAAACCGUGAUGGAUACCUCCGUGAAGUUGACCGUCUCGCCGCAAACUUUGGUGCUCCUGGUGCUCAUGGCAGCUCUGCCGAGACUGCGGGUUACUUCAACUUAGUCUACGUUGAGCCUGCCUGGACGAGAUUCCGAGAACUUUCCUCGUCGGCACAAGCUACAGCGGAAACUAUUGUAGAAGCUUUCCCAUUCCAUCACUACUUCUCCGAUGCACCGCAACCACUCUUUCCAACCGGUGCUGACAAGGAUAUUGUUUUAGACAUUGCGAAAGGAUGCUACCACCACGUCUCUAAGAUCUUCACCGAGCUUGCAGAUGUCCGACCAUUUGAGAUUCUGAGGAGGGAUCGAGACAAGGCCAAUUACCUCCUUACCAACGAAGCUCGCAUCAUUGCCAUGACAUCGACGCAUGCAGCGAUGAGGAGACGGGAGAUUUCAUCUCUCGGUUUCCAAUACGACAAUGUGAUCAUGGAAGAAGCAGCUCAAAUUACGGAGAUUGAAAAUUUCAUCCCAUUAGCGCUGCAGAAUCCAAAGCAUGGACAGAUGCCCUUGCAGCGUGUGGUCCUUUGCGGAGAUCACUUCCAGAAUUCGCCCGUCAUCCAAAACCUCGCCUUCCGUCAAUAUGCGAAUUUAGAACAAUCUCUCUUCUCCCGGCUGGUGCGACUCGGUGUACCAACUAUCAGUUUAGACCAGCAAGGUCGGGCUCGCCCUUCGAUAGCAUCAUUAUAUUCAUGGCGCUACAAGAACCUGGGAAAUCUACCACUGGUCUCGACAUCUCCAGAGUUCCAAACAGCUAAUGCUGGUUUCAAGUAUGACUAUCAGUUUAUCGAAGUGCCAGACUACAAGGGCCGUGGAGAGUCGGAACCAACACCACAUUUCAUACAAAAUCUUGGGGAGGCCGAGUAUGCUGUUGCCAUCUAUCAGUAUAUGCGCCUCCUCGGAUAUCCCGCAUCAAGUAUCAGCAUUCUUGCGACAUACGCGGGUCAACGCGCUCUUAUCAAAGAUGUUCUAUCACAUAGAUGCGCUAAGAACCCGCUUUUUGGUCUGCCAAAAAUUGUCACAACCGUCGACAAGUAUCAGGGAGAGCAAAAUGACUACGUCAUUCUAUCACUCACUCGAACUUCUCGAGUCGGCUACCUACGCGAUAUUCGACGUCUCACAGUUGCUCUCUCCCGAGCGCGGCUGGGAUUGUACGUUCUUGGGCGACGAGAGGUCUUUGAGCCAUGCUUAGAGCUGCAGCAAGCUUUUGAUAUCUUGUUGAGGAGACCGGAUAAAUUGAUGCUUGUGACGGGGGAGUUAUGGCCGAGUCAAAGAGUGCUCAAGGAAGAGGAAGGCAAGGGUGUUCCAGGUGAGAGCCAGAUGGAGAACUUGGAACAUCUAGGACAGUAUGUGUAUGAAAUGACGAAUGCGAAGGUACAGCAGCUCAGAGCAGAGAGAGGAUUGCCUGAGACCGACUUGGUGGCACCACCUGUGGGAGAGGAUGAAGACGGAUUGGGCAUCAUCGAGGAAGAUUACGAGGGGAUUGAGGGGGAGAUAUGAGGGCUUUGAAGCUGAUGAGGAGACCUAAAAGUUUAGGAUGCACGGCCUCCAUAGCAUUGGCGUAUGUAGGAUAAUGUUCAUGGCUGCAAAAAUGAAAGAUACCCAACUAUAUCCGCAGAAACAAUUGUUGGGAGCUGGAGAAUCACUUGUCAAAAUAUUGAAAUCCCAAAUCCGAUCAGAC